GCGUGUGUUGCCCGCCUGCAGCUGCAGGACCUGCAUUGUUACUGCAGAGCUGCUGCACAAACCAGGUUGUCUGUCUCUCUCUGUGUGUGUGUGUGUGCUGCAUAGUUUUAAAAAAGAAAAAUGCCAUCCACCCGCUCCAAGACACUGGCAGCCCAGCCUCCAUCUACCAGGAUGAGUCUGAGGAGCUUCCGCAAUGUCCCUCUGGUUCCCAUGGAGACCUCCUCCUCUUCUUCAUCUGAUGACAGCUGUGAUAGCUUUGGCUCUGAUGGAGGCUUUGCAAAUACGAGGAGCAUCUUAAGAUCCAGUAGGAGGAUGGCAGAGAAACCAAAGAUGUUCAAGGCUUCAUCAUCAGAGGAGGAUACAUGCAGCGGGUUUGAGGAGAGUGGGAUCAACAGCCAGAUGAAAGCCAUGAAAGUAGACUCUGAACCUCCGAGACGUGGCCGCAGGUCCAACGUCCUGAAGGUUGCAAUGACUUUCCCCACCAAGAAGACGGGCAAGAAGAGGCCUUUAUCCGAACCGCUCCCUCAAACUAAAGUAAAGGACUCCGACUCGGAGGAAGAAGAGAACUUCAUGAGCAAGAGAGCCCUGAAUAUUAAGGAGAACAAAGAAAUGCUGGCAAAGCUCAUGGCAGAGCUGAACAAAGUACCCGGACUCUUCCCCAGACGGAUGGCGCUGUCUGCAUCCACUACGCCUCGACAGGCACCUCGGCGGUCCAUGGGACCUCCAGGAGUUCGUAGGAGAAACCCAGAGCGUCUGUCUCGACCCCACACGCGGUCCCGCACACUGGUGGACGGACCCCCCAGCCCGACUCCAGAGGAAGAGCCUGAGGACAAGUUCAGCCUGGUUCGCCAAAGCCGCUACUUCGAGGAAUAUGAUGAGCCACCCCGUCGCCGUACCUUUAAUGGUACCAAGACCAUCCCUCAUGUUGUGAGGCCUGUGGAUGACAUCACAGAGUCAGAGCUGCAGAACAUCUGCCACAACGUGCGGGAGAAAGUUUACAACAGCUCCACUGGAUCCACUUGCCACCAGUGCCGCCAGAAAACAAUCGACACCAAAACCAACUGCCGUAACCCAGAGUGCGUCGGGGUGAGGGGUCAGUUCUGCGGCCCAUGUCUCCGUAACCGCUACGGAGAGGAGGUCCAAGAUGCUCUGCUGAAUCCGGAGUGGGAGUGCCCGGCAUGCAGAGGGAUCUGCAACUGCAGCUUCUGUCGGGCCCGAGACGGUCGCUGUGCUACAGGAGUGUUGGUGUACCUGGCUAAAUAUCAUGGAUAUGAUAAUGUGCAUGCCUACCUGAAAAGCUUGAAAAAAGAGCUGGCAGAAAGCAGCGAGUGAGGAGUUGAUCCUGGACCUGACUGACAUGCUCUGUGUGUACACACAGUCCAAAUAUUGUUCAUGGUGUUCCAAGCAUUACAACACAAUGCUUACUGAUGUUCUCAUUUGUGAAAUUUCACAUACUUUUUGAGCGUUGACUGACAUCUGGAGGAGGCAUAUGCAGCCCGUUCUCUCCAGCCUAAAGCUUGUUUUGUUUUUGUUUUCCUGUCUGUUCUGAAGAGCUGAGCCUUUUUACAUUAAGACUGGUUGAUUGUAAACUAAAGUGGACCAAACACAACAUUUUAGGGAAAUGUCUGAACCUUAAAUUGUUGACUUCCAAACAUUCCUCUUAAAUGUUUUAAGACAAUUGAUGUACAUAUUCCCAUAGCAUGUAAAAAAGCCCCUUUAAAAAAAAAAAAAAAAAAAAAUAGCUGAAUCAUACUAUGUGCUGUAAACAAAAUUCAGGCUUGUUUAGAUGAUCUACUGUAUUUCUACAUUGUUUUAAAUGUACUGAUUUUACACUGCCCACUUGGACAUGAAUUGGCCUCCAAGGGAUUUGUCGUUUUGCCUUUAUUCUAGUUGCAAAUUAAUGCUUGUGUUUUUACAAGUUGUGUAGCCUUUUGUAAAUCUGCUUAAAGUGUAAAUGUAAAAAAAACAAAACAAAAAUGUUUGUUUUAGUUGGGAUGUCCUGUAGAAAUGGCCCAAUGAUCUGCAUGCCACCGAGGUGGUGCAGGUGGAAAGGGCAUAGACUCUGGGGUCCACUGCCUCUCUUCUAAACCGAGAGGAACUGUGUGAUAUACUACAGCGCCUGGUUAAAUAUCCUUCAUUAGAUAACCGUCACUAAUGGUGUGGAAACAAUUAGCACACUCUAAUGGGAAUCUCAUACCUGUAAAUCAUUUUAUCCUGUUAAAGCACAUUCUCGCUCUGCUCCAGUCUCUUUGGCUCAUUUUCUGCCUUACACUGUUAAGUAGAAAUGGUUGAAGGUGCCACUGAAGUGGCAAUAGAGUUAUGGCCUGCGUUUUCUGUUCAGAAGUGCGAUACUCUACGCGGAAUGACAUGGAAUUAACCUUUGUGUCGCCCAUCUUUGAAAUGUACUUCAUUCGACCUGCACCGGGACACACUCUGAUUAUAUGAUACUGUUUCAAAAAUAAUCAACGGUUGAGAUUUCUUCUUCAGUGUAAUGGCAGGUGGAGGUUAUCUUACUGCUGCUUGUAUUUAUCAAGCACUGCACUGCUAACAGGAAGAGUAAUGCUGAACUGUUGUCUGUUAUGGUGAUGCUUGCUUUGUGCUUAUUGGGUUACUGUACAUUUUCAUUAAAGCGUUAACCACUGCA
Molecule: messenger RNA, 2644 nt
Organism: Sebastes umbrosus (honeycomb rockfish)
Lineage: Eukaryota; Metazoa; Chordata; Actinopteri; Perciformes; Sebastidae
Gene: cdca7a
Product: cell division cycle associated 7a
Exons: 10
Coding region: 121-1332 (403 amino acids)
Biological process (GO): regulation of DNA-templated transcription
Cellular component (GO): nucleus
Source: RefSeq, a predicted model, not a curated record